AUGCCGAUACACCUAGUCUGUUCCUCCCCUUCCCCCCCUUCUCUCCCACCACUUCCUUCCAGCCCCAUCAUGUUUUUCCGCAUCUCUGGGCGAACGGGAGAGCUACAGGAGGUGGAUGAUGAGGAGGCGGAGCGAAUCAUGCCGGCUGCCGCUUAUGCUCUCGCCAAGAAGAGCCUGCACUUGACUCCCUCAGGAUUCACCCUCACCCUUAGAGGAGCCAUCUGCUUCACAGAGGAUGACGUCAUCAACCUGGACACUGAGCUGGGCUUUGGCAUCGGGGGAUCCCUGGCUGAAGGGGUUGACAUCACCACGUUCCUGUCUGGCGGGCAGGAGUACAUGAUAUACACGCCUUUCGACCCACUCAUGUUCGUCGCAUACAAGGACCCAAAGACUAGCGAGAUUCUUGUGGCUGAAGAUCCUGAGCUUCUAAACGAUCCCAAGGUGUUGGAUGCGAUAGAUGAGGAGCAGCAGUUCCAAGCCAUGGUGUCGACUCAAAAGUCACCUGUGCAUGAUUCAAUCCGUGCCAUUAAAGGAGGCAGAGGAGGAGAUGGAGGCAACACUGGAGCAGACAGCAAGGCAGGCACCCCUCUGCUUCACGCGUCCCUCCUGCUGUCCCCUUUUUGUGCCCUCUCCCUCGCCCCCUCCUCUCUCCACUCCUUAGGAGGCAGAGGAGGAGAUGAAGGCAACACUGGAGCAGACAGCGAGACAGGCGCCCUUGCGUUCCCAUGA
Messenger RNA from Closterium sp. Naga37s-1, 729 nucleotides. Lineage: Eukaryota; Viridiplantae; Streptophyta; Zygnematophyceae; Desmidiales; Closteriaceae. The record is from the annotation of a GenBank genome assembly.